UCUCCACCUCCGCCCGCCUUCUCUCCCUCCCUCUCCCUCCAACCUGUGUCACACUGUACUGUAAAACCUGUUCCCUGGCGCCAGGAAGCCCCGGGACCUGCCCGGAUCCGCCCGGGAGUCUCAGAGGCAGCCCCGGUUGAAGGCGCAGUGAGUCGGCCGGGCCAGACGUCUGGGACCCCUCCGCGGGAUCUCCAGUGAGGGUCUCGGAGCUGAAAGGAGAAUUGGAAUUGGGAGCUAUACAACUUAGAAUCAGAUCCGGAAGAGCUUCCACUCUUCGAACCCAGAUGGCAGAAUGUCAAAGCUAGAAGGGAUCGGAGAACCUCCAUGCCCCAUUCAGUCCGGGCUCAGAGAGGGAAGACGACUUGCCCAGGGUCACACAGCGAGAGUGGGCAAGAGCGCUCUUUUCCCUACGCCUCACAGCGUCUUUUCUCACGCUACCUUCAGUCGGCUGGGAGGAUCAGGACAGGUUGACCGCAGGCGCGCCCCCCAGCCUGGGCACCAUGGACAGCGAGGCCUUUGAGAGCGCUGCGAGAGACCUUCUGGACUUGAACUUCCAAUCCUUGGCCAUGAAGCACAUUGACCUGAAGCAGAUGGAGUUGGACACUGCGGCUGCCAAGGUGGACGAGCUGACCAAGCAGCUGGAGUCGCUUUGGUCCGACUCGCCGGCCCCCUCCACACCUCCACCACAGGCCAGCAUUCCUACCCGGCUAACCAGAUACAGUUCCAGCCCCACUCCUGACCAUUUUAGCCGUACCUCUUCACCCCGGAAGGUGGCAGACAGUGGGGAUGCCACCUAUACCCGCUCAGAGAACUCCCCUUCCUUGUUCCAAUACAGUCCCCUGUCACCCAAAGGACGUCCAGCCUCCCCCCGCACCCCUCUCUACCUGUCUCCAGAGUCGUACUCACCCCUGGAACGGGCCCCCUCUCCACGGCCCAAGAGUAUGACCUAUGAGGCUGUGGUUGGUUCACUGGGCCGGGCCCCAUCCCCUAGGCCCGGCUCUGGCUCCCUUCGUCCCACAGGGCCUCCCCCACAAUACGAAUUCCUAGUGGGUGGACGGGCUGGUUCUCCUCGGGGUGAUGCCUCUCAGGCUUUCUUCCCUGACCACCGAGGACCCUCGCCCCGCUUGGGCCUUCCUGCCACUUUUGAGGGCUCCACUCUCUUUGGGAGCCCACCCCCAGGGGCCGGGAGCAGUGCAUUUGCACCAUUUCGGGCACAAGAUGACCUGACUCUCCGCCGGCGUGCCCCUAAGAGCUGGAAUGAGUCAGACUUGGAUGUGGCCUACGAGAAGAAAUCGUCGUCCCAGUCCUCUGGCUAUGAUCGCCUGGAUGUUUUCGGGGGCCUUCGUCCAUCCUCCCCAUCCUUGCAGCUGUUACCCUGGCGGGAGAGCAGUUUAGACGGCAUGGGUGGUCCGGGCAAGGACGGACUCAGCAGCUCCACUCUGCCCCGGAAUUACAAAGUCUCCCCGUUGGCCAGUGACCGGCGGACAGAGGUUGGGGGAUAUCGGCGCUCCUUGGGCACCCUUCCUCGAAGCUGGCAGCCAGCCAGCCGUAUCGCCAUGCCGCCAACCAGCCCCCAGGCCCGGGGGGCUCCCCGCCAGCGCCCUAUCCCCCUCUCCAUGAUAUUCAAGUUGCAAAAUGCCUUCUGGGAGUAUGGGGCAGCCAAGGCAGGGCCUCCGGGCUCACCCAUUAUCACACGGGCUCCCCUCCCCAAGAUGACCCCCCAGGUCCCAGCCCCUCAGAGCCCAGUCCCGGCCCCACAGAGUCCAGCCCAGCCUCUGGCCACUCAACUUGUGCCACCUGUCCGGCCUCCAGGAGGUGAAGGUCCCCCAAAGCCCCCCGAAGAGCCGGAGCCAGAGCCGGAGCUGGAGGGGCUGCUGGCCCCAGCGCUGGAGGUGGGCGAGACAGAGGAAGGGGCUGUGCCUCGACCCCUGAGUCCCACGCGGCUCCAGCCGGCCCUGCCUCCAGAAGCACAGACGGUGCCCGAGCUGGAAGAGGUAGCCCGGGUGCUAGCAGAGAUCCCACGGCCCCUGAAGCGCAGAGGCUCUAUGGAGCAGAGCCCCAGCCCAGCCCUGCCCCCCACGCACAAGAAGCAGUACCAGCAGAUCAUCAACCGUCUGUUCCAUCGGCAUGGGGGCAGCGGCGGCGGCGGCGGUGGGGGGGGCCCACCCCGAGAUGGUGGUGGUGGGCCUGGUGGGCCUGAACUGGAGCUGCCCCCCAUUACUGAGGGCUCUGACACAAGGGCCGGGCCCCCUGCCCCAGCCCCCCCAGCUCCCACCCUACCCCCAAGCCUGCCUGACCCACCCCCACCCCCGAGCAUGGAAAUGCGCUCAGUGCUUCGGAAGGGGGGCUCCCCCCGCAAGGCCCGCCGGGCCCGCCUCAACCCCCUGGUGCUACUGCUGGAUGCAGCACUCACCGGGGAGCUGGACGUGGUGCAGCAGGCGGUGAAGGAGAUUAAUGACCCCAGCCAGCCCAAUGAGGAGGGCAUCACGGCCCUGCACAAUGCCAUCUGUGGUGCCAACUACGCCAUUGUGGACUUCCUCAUUGGUACUGGUGCCAACGUUAACUCCCCGGACAGCCAUGGCUGGACACCCUUACACUGCGCGGCCUCUUGCAAUGACACAGCCAUCUGUACAGCCCUGGUGCAGCAUGGGGCUGCCAUCUUUGCCACGACCCUAAGUGACGGGGCCAUGGCCAUUGAGAAGUGUGACCCUUACCGGGAGGGCUAUGCAGACUGUGCCACCUACCUGGCAGAGGCCGAGCAGAGCAUGGGCCACUUGAAUGGAGGGGCGGUCUACGCACUUUGGGACUAUAGCGCCGAGUUCGGUGAUGAGCUGUCCUUCAGGGAGGGUGAACCUGUGACUGUCCUGCGCCGGGAUGGCCCCGAGGAGACGGACUGGUGGUGGGCAGCCCUGCGGGGCCAGGAGGGCUAUGUGCCCAGAAACUACUUUGGGCUGUUCCCCAGAGUGAAACCUCAGCGUGGCAAGGUGUAGGAGCCCAGAGCUAGCACCAGGAGGAACCAAUGCCCAAUGAGGAACACGGGGGAGCUUCUCCCCCUGUUCCUGCUAGUGGCCCAGGGGGAGGGGGCAUGAACUUGGAUCCUGUCUUUGAGAGGGGAAGGGGCUCCCUAAAGCCAGCCCCCAUCAUCACUCGCCCUCUCAGCCUCCAGCCACACGUCCAGAGCCCCAAGACCAGAAAUGGAAUUGAGAGGGCCGAGGCAGAUCAAUCAGCUCCACCCCAACCUCCCCCCAAAACACCCACCCAGCCAGCCCCCCGGGUUCUCUCACCCAAUGCACACAGCACCAGACUCAAUGAACUCAGACCCAUGCUGCCCUCUGCUUUCCUGCCGCCAGCAGCCUUGGGAGUCGGGGCAUAGUAACCUCCCCUCUUCUCCCCCCAAACCAAGUGCCUCAAGUCUUGUCUGGUUUCUGUUUGUAAUUAAAUAGGAAAAAUA
Molecule: messenger RNA, 3451 nt
Organism: Dromiciops gliroides (monito del monte)
Lineage: Eukaryota; Metazoa; Chordata; Mammalia; Microbiotheria; Microbiotheriidae
Gene: PPP1R13L
Product: protein phosphatase 1 regulatory subunit 13 like
Exons: 14
Coding region: 501-2990 (829 amino acids)
Biological process (GO): positive regulation of cell differentiation; regulation of transcription by RNA polymerase II
Molecular function (GO): transcription factor binding
Source: RefSeq, a predicted model, not a curated record